AUGAUUGCUCGCUCUAACAUUUGUGAUGAAGCUGCUGCUCCUCGUCGUGAUAACAACCACGUUAUCAGGAUAGAUGGUAAGCUUUCAGGAGGAGAAAUGUGCGCAAGUCAAAACAUACUUGCUGUCUCGCCAACGAAGGGAAUACGAAGAAAGAAACGUUCAGUCCCUUUCGCGUUAGCCCUUACAAACAACGCUACGAGAAUAUGCUACCCUAAUACUUCGUCGAUCUAA
Messenger RNA from Danaus chrysippus (African queen), 231 nucleotides. NCBI's taxonomy places the organism in Eukaryota, Metazoa, Arthropoda, Insecta, Lepidoptera, Nymphalidae. The record is from the annotation of a GenBank genome assembly.